AUGCUGGAAAUCGCAGUGGACCACUAUGCAAAUUUAUUUACUGAGCCUGAAGUCAUUCGUCCCCAUCCGUAUCACAAGUUCUCAACAGACAGUGUUUCCACACAGUCGUCGUAUGAUGUGCUGGUUCCACAUGAUCCAAAAAUGCCGACUACAUCGAAUAACGGUUGUGAAUCGAUGAAUGCCAUUAUAAAACAAAAAUAUACACUCCGUAAUAAGUUACAUCUAUCGGCGUUUCUACCAAAAAUGGAAGAAAUGUUAACAGAUUGGUCAGAGGCAAGUAUUUCAUCACCAUUUGCUGCUGCUACAAGUAUAUCUCCUGAUACGGAGCUGCAUGCUUACAAAUGGUCAGUAAGUAUAAAUCGAUCUGACAUUUUGCAUUGGUUUAAUACAUUUUAUGUUGUUCCAUCAUCCACGGCAACAAUAACAUCGUCAGUUUGGUUGGAUUUGUAUCCCUCUGGGCAAUGGGCAUCAUUUGACGAUUUUGCGCCAUGGCAAACAUCAUGUUGGUUAGUGUCACCGCUUACAUCGUGUACGUGUCCAAUUGGCCUCAAGUAAUACACCUGCAAACAUUCAGUUGGAUUAGGCAUUGUAUUCAACCUGUACCAGGUGACGGAUAAAACACGUUGUGAACCAUUGGGUAAGAGAAAAGGUAAAGGUCGUCCAAAAAAGGUUCGUACAGCUUUGUUGCUGUAAAGUUAGUAUUUUUGUUGUACAUUUCUUCUUUAAUUUAAGUUUUCGGUAAUUGCUUUGGUGAUUAAUUUUUUUCUACUUUGUUCAUAUUUGUGUGCAUACUUCUU
Messenger RNA from Didymodactylos carnosus, 797 nucleotides. The record is from the annotation of a GenBank genome assembly. Lineage: Eukaryota; Metazoa; Rotifera; Eurotatoria; Philodinida; Philodinidae.